GAUAGGGGGUAUGCGAUAUCACGUUUAAAAUUAAACAAAGAGUCUGAUGUUUACUUUACAAUGUUUAUUGAAUAAUAAUAACUCCAAAGGGAGAAUUGAUUACAAAUCUCUUGGCACAGAAAAAAACACUAGAAGAUGUCCCAAAUAUCCCAUUUCCUACCAAAAAGCACCAUGGGAUCCCUAGUAGAAUAGAAAUGAGAGAAGCAUUUCGGUUUAAGACACCCUCCAGUAUUUUGAUUGUGGGUCCCUCUGGCUGCGGAAAGACUUGUUUUACUGAAUCGUUGCUCUUGGAUCAUUUGGAAGAAUUGUUUGUAGACCCUCCCCCUACAAUUCAUUAUUGCUACGGGGCAUGGCAAGAUGGAUUAAAAUCCAAGACAUGAAAGAUGCUGGUGUGCAAUUUCAUAAAGGGAUUCCAGAGUCAGAUCAUCUCAAGUCAUGGUUUCCGAAGGGUGGAUUACUUGUGUUAGAUGAUCUGAUGGCAGAGGGAGGUGAGGACAAAGAGUUGCUGGACUUAUUCACCAAACACUCUCACCAUCAAAAUAUCAUCGUGUUGUACUUGUGCCAAGACAUGUUUCCACCAGGGAAAUACGCUAAGAGUAUUUCCAGAAACGCACACUUCAUCGUAGCCUUCAAAAAUCCAAGAGAUCAAUUAGUGAUGAAGAAUUUACUGCUUCAAGCUUUUCCCACUUGCUGGCAAGACAUGAUGGUCGUGUAUCAAAAAGUGAUCCAACGACUGUUUGGGUACACGGUCCUGGAUUUACAUCCCACCAGUGAUGACAGGAAACGCGUAUUUAGUCACCUCCUGACACACGAAGGAUACCCGCACUGGCAUCAGAGAAAGAGAGAGGAUGUCUGAUCAUUGACUAAAAUGGUAUACCAACAGCCGAGACUAGUCCUACAACAACAACUUGCGAGAAACCUUGAAAGUAGACGAGAAGCCCAGAAUUCAAACCACGACAGAACAGAUUUGUACAGGCAAAGAAAAAGUUAAAGUUGUUAUCAAUUCUCCCUUUGGAGUUGUUAUUAUUCAAUAAAUGUUAUAAAAUAAAUAUCAGACUCUUUGUUUAAUUUUAAACAAUUUAAUGACAUAACUGGAGGUAUACCCUCUAUCCCCCGUCUUCUCAUCGACUCUUAAUCAUGUGAUAUCACAUACCCCCUAUCUCCUGUCUUCUCAUUGGUUGUUAACCACGUGACAUUGUCUAUUCUUUUGUGAAUACCCAUUUAUAAGUCAAACAGUCUUGAGAGAAUUCAUUUUACUCGUGACAAAGUUGGACACACGUCUUCUCAUUCUUGUCUUGGCGAUUACAGAUCUAAGUGAUCAAGAGCUGUGUGAUGCUUUGGAGGAAAGGACUAUGGUUAAUGUAAGUGAUUUUAUACCUGUCUAAAACUACUUAUUAUUCAAGUGGCUGUUUUAUUACAAGCGAUUAGUUUGCAGUGUUGGUAAAUGAAGUUAGAUCUUUACUUGAAGCGCAAAAUGUUUGUUUGAAAUUCCUUCGAUGUUAUUCUCAAGGGUUAAGAUACAGUCUAACAUGAUUUCAGCUUCUAAACAUGUGCUUUUCGGUUUUAAUUUAUUCCAUGUUUCAUCCCUGACUAAUUAUGUUGAUUCUUCAAUG
Orbicella faveolata is the source of this 1613-nucleotide messenger RNA. RefSeq lists its product as uncharacterized. The record is from RefSeq and is a predicted model, not a curated record. Lineage: Eukaryota; Metazoa; Cnidaria; Anthozoa; Scleractinia; Merulinidae.